AUGGCACACUCUUCUCAAUUGCCAGUGAUUGAUUUGGAUAAAGUGGGCGAUGAGGCACAGUUGUUGCCCAUCGUGCGUGGGAUUUUGACGACUAAUGAUACGUUUCUAGUGAAAAAUUACGCUAAUAGGUUGGAGGUCGCUCGGUUGUUGGAAACAAUGCGUGAACCUAGUGUGGCACAGGGGUUCGAUGCCAAUUUCACGGGGACGCUUGCCCUGGGGGACGAUGGACAACCCCUCUUGGAACAGUACAUAGAAAACGUCUCCUCGUCUACUGCAAAUGGUGGUCCCGGGUUGCAAUUCGAUAGACACUGUCAAAACGGGGAAUUGCUCAAAGUGUACCAUAAGCUGCUCAAAAUAGUAAGGUUUUUUGCACAACUGUGUCUUCAAUCAGUAGGAGUAUCUGGUGUAUCCUUGGAGAAUGAAUACGCUACGAAAUUGACCAGAUUCCAUUACGAUGGUCAAUCGGUCCAAGAGGAUACCGAUGUGGUUGACGCAGUGGAUGACACUUUCAAAUACUAUUUCGAUUCGGCACCACAAAAUGGUGGAGCAGAGUAUACAACACAUAGAUCUGCAGGUUUACUCACUGUUUUCCCCAGUACAGAACAUGUCAGGUUCAAGCCACCAACAACAUCCAUCGACGAUAACAUAUGGUGUUCAGCGGUAGACACGCAGGAGGAUUGUCUUCUUUUCCACACUGGGGGGCUUCUUGCAGCAUGGUCCAACGGGAUGCACGCAACUUCCCCCUUACAACUGGAUACACGGUCUAAAAUGGUCCAUUUGACUGUUUUCCCACCGCUAGAUACACCUUGGAACGGAUCUACAGUGGCUAACUUGCUCUUGAGACAACAGAUCGAAGAAUGGCCACAAGUGGCAAGGGCUUACUACCCAAGGGAACUAGCUGAGCAACAACUGUUCAAGAGAAUAAAAUUCUACAAAGAUUUGUUCGCCGUGUGUGAAACCGUGGUGUCUCUGUACACCAUCUCGAGAGCAAACUUGGUCGCACCAGAACUAAACGUGCUUCUACCACAGAUGACAAACCUCAUGAAGAAGAAAAUCACAGCUGAUGAUUUCUUAAAAAUGACCCAACUCUGGGACGACUGCUACAUUUUGGAGUGUAACUCCAUGGGGGAACUCACCCUGAAAGUCCCAAGACAGGACCCUCUGCAGCAACUCACGAACUCGUCGAGGAGACUCACAUACGUGUCCCGCGCGGACGAAUGGUACGCAUACAGCAUCACACUUGCUCGGAUCCCACAGGAUGUCCCUUCCAGAAGGAUCAACAAGAGAAGAGGCUCCUCUUCAAACUCACACAACAACGAAAACGGCAUCAAGGAUUCCAAAACACGUGCAAACAACAUGGUCUCCACGAGGUAUCUGUGCAAUAACAAGCAACAGUACGUCACGGGGGAAAAACCUCGCGAUACACAGAACAAUUUACUCGAAAGGCUUCGGGAGAGGGAGAAAAAAUCAGCGAUUUUGCUUAACGAGCGGGAACGGAAAUACCAGCAGUUCUUAGCGACUAAGAUGAGACAAAUUUUUGACAUUCUCAUGUCCCUGGACGCGGGCGUCCCCUACACAGAGACGUACCUUUGCGGUCUCAUAGUAGACUCCCUGCAGGACAGCAACAACCCAAUUGGCACACACGAGGCUCAGGAGAUCCUCGUCAAGAUCAACGGCGUGGUACCCAACCAGAUCCGCAUGCGUGCCGUCGACGGCGGUCUCAAAGUAUUCAAAAUCUCGUACUUGAACAGAGACGAGUUUUUGACCACGUUGCCAGUCAACUGA
Messenger RNA from Huiozyma naganishii CBS 8797, 1785 nucleotides. RefSeq names its product Tah11p (gene TAH11). The coding region runs from base 1 to 1785 and encodes 594 amino acids. The transcript has a single exon. The record is from RefSeq and is a predicted model, not a curated record. Lineage: Eukaryota; Fungi; Ascomycota; Saccharomycetes; Saccharomycetales; Saccharomycetaceae.